UCUUCUCCCUUCCUUUCCUUCCUUCUUCUUUCCCUUUCCUCUUCUUCACUUCCCUCCCUCCCUUCUCUAUUCAAUUCCUUCCUUUCCUUCAUUCUUCUCUCCUCUAGCCUUCCUUCCUACCUUCUUUUCAGUUUUCUCCCUCCUCUUCUUUCCUUCCUCUUCUCUUCCCCUUCCUCCAUUCGUUCCUUCCUUUCUUCUCUCUCCUUUUCCCCUCCUUCUCCUUUCUUUCCCUCCCUCCUUCCUUCCUUUCUGCUUUCCCCCAUCACUCUCUAUUCUCUAUUUUCCUUCUGUUUCCACCUUUCUAGAUAACAAAUUGCAGAGAAGGUGCCUAGAGGCCUCAGUGGAAGGCCCUUCCCUGUCCUAAGAAAUUUCCAGUCUCUCCCUUCGCCACCUUUUUGAAGUAGACUAAGCCCCCGAAGGCACGACCCACAGAGCGACGAGACUGCAGCUCUCCCACAAGUCCCUUAAUUGAGGAUCGGACGACACUUGCUUUUCUUUGUCCCAAGUCUUCUCCUCACCUCUAUAAAAAUUUCUGUCCAGAGACAUCCUCCGUAUCCCGCCCCCGAAAUCAAACCACGCCAAACUCUCGGCGCCAAGGCAAGUGUGCGAAGCCGGCGAGGCGGGUUACAGAAUCUCCACCCAAUCCUUCUUUUCACUGGUUCACCCUAGCUUAUACCCUUCAGGGCACGCACCCUCCCGCCAGCAGAUGGCGCCGUGACGCGCGCCCUGUUCCGCCUCACACUCCGGUCCGACGGCCCCUCUACUUCCGCCGCGAGCGCUCGACGUGAGCCUUGCAACCCCGGGAAGAUGGCAGCGCCCUCAUGCAUGUGGUAGCCUAGGUAGGGCCGGUUGCCCGGGACGUAGGAGACCAUGAAGCGCAAGACCGGCCCAGGCCGCCAUGGCGGCGCGAUGAAACGGUUGCGGUUGGCAGUAGAGGAGUUCGUGCAUGCGGCCACCGGAGACAAGAGCCCCGGCAGCGGAGAGGACUCUGGCCACACCGAGCGGCCGCAGACAGCCUUGCGCCUCGGUGGAAAGAAGCGCCGCAAAGAGUUGAAGAGGGAGAAGCGGCACCUGAGGAAAGCCCGCCGGCUUCAGCGGACCGGGGAGCCGGUCAGGGCCCCGGGAGCAGUCCAGGAGCGGCCGGGGGGAAACAAGAAGCCAGUAGGCGCGGCUCCGACCUUGGCCUCUGGGAAGCUGCCGCCGCAGCCGAAGCCGCAGCCGAAGCAACAGAAGCAAAGACCGCCGCAGCCGAAGUCGUCGCUACCCCAGGACGGCCUCCAACGCGGUUCCACUAAGGCCCAGGUCCGGGGACUAGGCGCCGCCGCCACUGCGGCUCGGAAACGGGCGCUUUUGGCAGCCAACGAGGAAGAAGAUCGCGAAAUUCGCAAGUUGGAGCGCCGCCUGGGUCUGAAUAAGCGCCGCCAAAAGAAGGGCGACGGCGACGGCGGCUCUACCACUGCGACGCUGCCGUCCAGUUUCGUCCGAGACGGUCUGGACUACAUCCUCGGAGCGUUGGAAGCGGGCGGCGGCUCCGCCCUGUACGAAGAGGGGGACGAUGAGGAGGAGAGUGGGUCACCACAGCCCCGAGGGAGCAUCCUGGACGAGGACGUUGGAGAAGACUGGAGCAGUGACGACGACGAGGACGACGAAGAGGCUGUUAUGGAAGAGGAUCUCCAAGAAGAAGAGAAGGAGGAGGAGGACGCCGCAGACUUGCAGGUAGAGGCCAAAAAGGAAAAAAAGAUGGAAAGGAAGAGGGUGCGUUUUGCAGAUGCGGAAAGUGGAGAUUCUUCCCCAGAAGAUGAGAACACCACCAAUGAGGUGCAUUGUAAAAGUACAAAGUAUAUCCCACCUCAUGUGAGAAGAUCUGAGGAAGCAGUGGAUGCCAAAAAGAAGGAAGAACUAGAAAGGUUAAAGAAAAAUGUGAAAGGUCUAAUUAACAGGUUGAGUGAACCCAAUAUGGCUUCUAUAAGUGGGCAAUUGGAAGAGUUGUAUAUGGCAAACAGUAGAAAGGAUAUGAAUGAUACUUUGACAGACGUUCUUAUGAAUGCUUGUGUAACUGAAGCUGUGAUGCCUGCUAGACUGAUGAUGGAACAUGUCCUUUUGGUUAGCAUUCUUCACCACACAGUAGGAAUUGAGGUUGGUGCUCACUUUUUGGAAGCUGUGGUGAAGAAAUUUGAUGAAUUACAUAAAACUGGUAGUGAGGGGAAAGAAUGUGACAACCUCUUUGCCAUAAUUGCCCAUCUAUAUAACUUUCACGUGGUACAAUCUCUACUCAUCUUUGACAUUCUCAAAAGACUUGUUGGAACUUUCACAGAAAAGGACAUUGAACUUAUUCUUCUCAUGCUGAAAAAUGUUGGGUUUUCCUUGAGAAAAGAUGAUGCUUUAUCUUUGAAGGAACUAAUCAGUGAAGCCCAGACCAAAGCCAGUGGAGUAGACAAGAAGUUCCAAGAUCAGACUAGGAUUCGGUUCAUGCUUGAGACCAUGUUGGCACUCAAGAAUAAUGAUAUGCGCAAGAUUCCAGGCUAUGACCCUGAACCUGUGGAGAAACUAAGAAAACUACAGAGAACUUUGAUUCGAAACAGUGGUUUUGGUAAAGAAACGCAACUUCGGGUCUCUUGGGAAAGCCUUUUGAAUGCAGAGCAGAUUGGACGAUGGUGGAUUGUAGGGUCAUCCUGGAGUGGAGCCCCAAUGAUUGACAGCAACAGUAACAGCCAGCAGAAACAACAUACAGGGAAGGUUAGUUCAAAGAUACUAGAGCUUGCCCGAAAGCAGAGAAUGAACACUGACAUCAGAAGAAAUAUUUUUUGUACAUUAAUGAUUAGUGAAGAUUUUCUGGAUGCAUUUGAAAAGCUCCUAAAGCUUGGGCUGAAGGAUCAGCAAGAAAGAGAGAUAGUUCAUGUUCUCAUAGAUUGUUGCCUACAAGAGAAAACAUAUAACCCUUUUUAUGCAUAUUUGGCUAGCAAAUUUUGUGAAUAUGAAAGGAGAUUUCAAAUGACAUUCCAGUUCAGCAUAUGGGACAAGUUUCGGGAUUUAGAAAAUUUAUCAGCUACAACAUUUUCUAAUUUUGUACAGUUGGUGGCCCAUUUACUGAAGAAAAAAUCACUUCCACUUUCCAUCUUUAAGGUAAUUGAAUUCAGUGAACUGAACAAACCCAAAGUACACUUUUUACGGAAAAUAUUAUACAUGCUAUUAAUGGAAACAGAAAUUGAAGAACUUACUAUAAUUUUUGGCAGAGUAUCUGACAAUCCAAAGCUUGGAAUGUUGCGGGAAGGUUUGAAGCUUUUUAUUAGCCACUUCUUACUGAGGAAUGCACAGGCCCAGCAAAGUGCUGAAGAAGCCAACGCGCUUAGAGAAAGAGCAGAUCUUGCAACAAAAUCUUUGCAAGGAAAACCAUCCUUAAAAAUGUAGUGUUGGGGGAAAGGGCUACAUGAUCAGAAUGAGUUUGUAAAACCAGAGAAUCUGUGAGCUUAAAGAGCCAAUAUUUCUAGGUAUGAGAACUCUUGAGUGAGACUUUAAAAGAAAAUUUUUAUAUAUCCUUAUUGUUUGUAUAUAAAGUAUAUUGGGUAUAUAAUUUAUACAGUUUUUAUAUAGAAAAUAGUUUUCUAUUGCUGGAUGUAAUGGGACCUUGAUACUAAUUAAGAGUAGACCACUAGAUGGUGCAAUAAUCAUGAGAAAAUUCAAUGUUAUCAAUAACUGAAUUUUUUAAUAAAAAAUAUUCCUUCAAUAAAAUUAUUUAAGUAUGA
Messenger RNA from Monodelphis domestica (gray short-tailed opossum), 3743 nucleotides. It is a transcript of the gene NOM1, whose product is annotated as nucleolar protein with MIF4G domain 1. Gene Ontology annotation, molecular function: RNA binding; protein binding. Gene Ontology annotation, biological process: ribosomal small subunit biogenesis. The record is from RefSeq and is a predicted model, not a curated record. Gene Ontology annotation, cellular component: nucleolus. Lineage: Eukaryota; Metazoa; Chordata; Mammalia; Didelphimorphia; Didelphidae.